Molecule: messenger RNA, 1479 nt
Organism: Zingiber officinale
Lineage: Eukaryota; Viridiplantae; Streptophyta; Magnoliopsida; Zingiberales; Zingiberaceae
Product: target of rapamycin complex subunit LST8-like
Exons: 11
Coding region: 373-1323 (316 amino acids)
Biological process (GO): TOR signaling; regulation of actin cytoskeleton organization
Cellular component (GO): TORC1 complex; TORC2 complex
Molecular function (GO): protein binding
Source: RefSeq, a predicted model, not a curated record
UGGUUGGAUCGGACGGUGCUUCUCUUUCCCUUUUGAUCCGCUGUUCCUCUUCCGCUGAUCCUACAUCGUCCUCGGCUCUCCCUCGCGGUUCUUCCCUUGACUUCAGCAGAUCAGCUCUAGGGCGGUGCCUCUCAGCGUGUUUUUCUUUUACUGAUUGGGCAUCUCGUUUCGCUCCGAUUUGCAGCACCUGCUAGGAGACCUAGCCGCGAGUAGAGGAGUUAAAAUUCUCAUGCGAGUGGGCCGGGCGGUAGCAGCGAGCAUCAUUGCUCCUUUUCUACUCUUGUUUGCAAGCAGCCUUGGAACGCGCGAGCGUUGUGCGACGGCGUUCCCUUAUUGUUUGAGAUAGGCUAGGUGAGCAAUAGGUUUUUGAGAAUGAGUCAACCUUCUGUCAUUCUUGCCACGGCAAGCUAUGAUCAUACUAUCAGAUUCUGGGAGGCCAAAAGUGGGCGCUGUUAUCGCACCAUUCAAUACCCAGAUUCUCAAGUAAAUAGGCUGGAGAUUACACCUGACAAAAGAUACUUAGCUGCUGCUGGCAAUCCCCACAUCCGUCUUUUCGACGUUAACACUAAUAGUCCACAUCCAGUUAGAAGCUAUGAAUCACAUACUAAUAACGUCAUGUCAGUGGGUUUUCAAUGUGAUGGAAAUUGGAUGUAUUCAGGGUCUGAAGAUGGGACAGUGAAGAUAUGGGAUUUGAGAACUGCAACUUGUCAACGAGAAUAUGAAAGCCGUGCAGCUGUAAAUACAGUCGUUCUACACCCAAACCAAAAAGAACUAAUAUCUGGUGAUCAAAAUGGUAACAUAAGAGUGUGGGAUCUGGCUGCAAAUUCGUGCAGCUGUGAGUUAGUUCCAGAGGUUGAUACAGCUGUAAGGUCUUUGACCGUGAUGUGGGAUGGAAGCAUGGUUGUCGCUGCAAAUAAUCAUGGAACAUGUUAUGUCUGGCGCUUACUAAAAGGAACUCAGACAAUGACCUACUUUGAACCACUCCAUAAAUUACAAGCACACAAUGGAUAUAUCUUGAAGUGUCUGCUUUCUCCAGAAUUUUGUGAUCCCAAUCGGUAUCUUGCUACUGCUGCAUCUGAUCACACUGUGAAAAUAUGGAACGUAGAUGGUUUUACCUUGGAGAAGACUUUAACAGGACAUCAGCGCUGGGUUUGGGAUUGCGUUUUCUCUGUCGAUGGUGCUUAUCUGAUAACAGCUUCAUCUGAUACGACUGCAAGACUUUGGUCGAUGUCCACUGGAGAAAUCAUCAGGGUUUACCAAGGUCAUCACAAAGGCACAAUCUGCUGUGCUCUCCAUGAUGGCGCUGAAUCACCGCCUACCUGACCAGUGUUUAUAUCAUUCGAAGUGUUGCUCUUCAUGAUGGUGUUUCUCGAUGCUAUUUGUCUUUCAGAAUUUAUUCGACUUCUUUGAGGUAAACUAUUCGCGACACUGAUGGUGCUGUGUCCAUGUCUAUAAUUUAUAAAGUAGCAUUAUAACGAA